Anarrhichthys ocellatus (wolf-eel) is the source of this 5079-nucleotide messenger RNA. RefSeq names its product nuclear receptor subfamily 1, group H, member 3 (gene nr1h3). Gene Ontology annotation, biological process: positive regulation of transcription by RNA polymerase II; cell differentiation; negative regulation of transcription by RNA polymerase II. Lineage: Eukaryota; Metazoa; Chordata; Actinopteri; Perciformes; Anarhichadidae. Gene Ontology annotation, cellular component: RNA polymerase II transcription regulator complex. Gene Ontology annotation, molecular function: RNA polymerase II cis-regulatory region sequence-specific DNA binding; nuclear receptor activity; zinc ion binding. The record is from RefSeq and is a predicted model, not a curated record.
AGGAACAAAAUCAGCUUCCUGUUGCGCGAGCCGCUGGACCACGUGAUAUAUAACUACGCUGGCUGGCUAGCGAGCUAACAUGCUAGCUCCCGUUGUCAGAGUCGUUGUCAACAGCCACAAACGGACGGAUUAGCACACCCGCAACUAACAAGUAAUUGCAAACUCGCGGAGUCUCGAAGUCUCCGGCAAGUUAAUCAAUGUUGCCCCUUCAGUCGGUAGCCAUUAGCGCGAUAUUGAGUUAGCUAAGCUAACGUUUGCUAGAAAGGGACUCAUCUUCUUCCCUACUCAUUGUCUUCAAGAUAUCGAGUCAUUACAUUUCCGCCCAAUAAGUCACGGGGGUUUUGGCAUCCUCGAGGCUCAUCGGGCAAAGCGAGUCCUCCAUCAGCGAGGGAGUAUCGACAGCCUGAGGUUGAGGACUCUGCUGGGCGGGAUGGAUCGACGAUAAGUAAGACGUCAACUUCAGAGGUGCACGUUGAUUUCGUAAUGACAAGCUGCUGUGCAGAAGAUGUCCACGCUGUCUGUGACUGAUAUCCCAGAUGUUGGUCAUGAUGAGAGGAAGGUGUUUGUCGGGACCUCUGAGCUGCAGCUGGACUGCAUGGUUGAGGAGAGCGACCGAAGCGCCGCAAUGAAGCAGGACGGCCCGCUGUCGCUGGCUGACCUCUCCCUGCCAGAAGACCUCCCCUCCCCCCCCCACAACGGCCUGCCGCUGACUGACAUGAGAAGCCCUCUGCCGGUAGAGCCGAGCGACAUUAAGCCGGAACCAUCGGCAGGCGACACACCUGGCAGCUUAGAUGGUCAGCCGGUGAAGAGAAAGAAGGGUCCCGCGCCCAAAAUGCUGGGCAAUGAGGUGUGCAGCGUGUGCGGCGACAAGGCCUCCGGUUUCCACUACAACGUGCUGAGCUGCGAGGGCUGCAAGGGCUUCUUUCGACGCAGCGUCAUCAAAAGCGCCCAGUACACCUGCAAGAACAACGGCCGCUGCGAGAUGGACAUGUACAUGCGGCGCAAGUGCCAGCAGUGCCGCCUGCGCAAGUGUCGGGAGGCGGGCAUGCUGGAGCAGUGUGUGCUCUCCGAGGAACAAAUCCGACUGAAGAAAAUGAAGAAGCACCACGAGGACGAAACGGCCCGCACGUCCACGGUGGUCACGCCGACGCCGCCGCAGGAAAUGGUCUCGCUGGCUCCACAGCAGCAGGAGAUGAUCGAGAAGCUGGUGGCCAUGCAGAAGCAGUGCAACAAGAGGUCGUUCCUCGACCGACCGAAAGUGACCCCGUGGCCACAGAGUCAGGACCCGCAGAACCGUGAAGUGCGUCAGCAGCGGUUCGCCCACUUCACCGAGCUCGCGAUCAUGUCGGUCCAGGAGAUCGUGGACUUCGCUAAGCAGCUUCCUGGUUUCCUGGAGCUCACGAGGGAGGACCAGAUCGCUCUGCUGAAGACGUCAACCAUUGAGAUUAUGCUGCUGGAGACAUCUCGGCGGUACAACCCUGCUAUUGAUAGCAUUACGUUCCUGAAGGACUUCAGCUACAAUAAGGAAGAUUUCGCCAAAGCAGGGCUUCAGUUUGAGUUCAUCAACCCCAUCUUUGAGUUCUCUAAAGGAAUGAACGACCUGCAUCUGGACGAGGCAGAAUAUGCGCUGCUCAUUGCCAUCAACAUCUUUUCUGCAGAUCGGCCAAAUGUGCAGGAUCACGAUCUGGUGGAGCGGCUGCAGCAACCCUACGUGGACGCGCUGCGCUCUUACAUCAUGAUCAAGAGACCAAAUGAUCAUUUGAUGUUUCCUCGCAUGCUGAUGAAGCUGGUGAGCCUCCGUACGCUGAGCAGCGUGCACUCGGAGCAGGUCUUUGCCCUUCGCCUCCAGGACAAGAAGCUUCCCCCGCUGCUCUCUGAAAUCUGGGACGUCAACGAGUGACAUGACCCCCCCCCCCCCCCACCCGAUGUCACGCUCUCUUUGAGGCCUGAGACGAACGCGGCAUUCCAGCAGGAACACUGACUCCUCUCUGCCCGCGUGGUCGGGGAUCGGUUAUAGCAGUGAGAUUGUUUGGUUUUUCUCUCGUGGGAGGAAGAGGAGGAGGAGGAGGAGGAAGAAGAGGAGGAGAGCAUCGUCGCCCCUUUGCUCUCAGACAGACUGCUAAAUGUUUUUUUGUGUUCACGAGGAGAAACAUGAACACCUAGUUGUCUUUGAGCCUUUUUGUUGUCUUUACGUUCGUGUAGAUGCUGACACGAUUAUGGCGAUAUUAAAUACCAGCAUAAUGAGGCUCUUUAGCCAGUUUGAUUUAAUAUCUGUUGAAAGUUCUAUACACGUCCUCUCACGGUUAUAAUCUGAGCAGGUGUUGGCUCCAACGUCAGGAUCACAGCUGCACAGUCAGGUGAAAUAGGAAUAGAUAUAUUUUAUUUUUUUGCAGUCGUGCAAUAGGUGGAGAUGGAUGCAGAGUUGAGCAGACGCGCGCGCACACACACACACACACACGCACACACACACCGGUGCUGUUCACUUUGUUGACGUUGGGUAUAGUGGUAGGCCAUCUGGUUGGUAGUGUGCAUUGUGAUAUGGCAGCAGAUAGUCUGUGUUCCUGUUCAGAAGCUUGGUGUAGUGCUCAGGUAAAGUAAUGUGAAGUCCACCUCUGGGAGUUGGAGGCUUCUUUGAUUCCCAUUUGAAUACUUUAGUGCAUAAGGGGGGGCUCUUUUGGUCAUUUAUAAACACCCAUUAACUUUCAUGUAAAUUGUAUAUUUAUUAUAUAGAGCACACACACAGGUUGUACAAUCACAUACAUACAACUCUUUAGACUGUGCCCUCAUUAAGAGGACACUGACGAUGAGACAAAAUCCUUCUUUCACACACAGCACCGGAACCGUGAGAUCGGUGAUACUAACAAGUCUUAAACGUUGGUUAAAAACAGGACGUCACGCUACCAUCUCUGUGACCCUCCAAAUAUAUAAGAAAUCCAUCCUGACAGUUGUAUUUAUGAAUCAAAACAGAAAGAAUCGCCUCUAUUAUCACCUUAUUUGUCAUUAACGUGUAUGUGAGAUGUACUUUUUAUUCAUUUCAUUGCAAAGCAGUUUAUAUUUAGAUAUUUUUUUUUCAGUUUUUUUUUUUUCACCACUAGCAUUUUAAAGGUGUGCGAAAUGUAUCGACAACAUCCACAUAGCUUGAGCAGGAUGUAGAGGACGUGACAGCCUUUUAUUUUUGAUAAUAGACCGCGUGAAUGACACUGAGGGGAACGAUCGGGAUCUAAAGUAUCGUACUGAACACAGACCGCUUUAACUGCUCAGAUUUAGGGGAAAAAAAUGUACCAAAAUCUCUAUUAACGGGGAGCAGAGAACGGUGGAUGAGUAGAAACAUUACAAUAUUGAGUUAUAAUAAAGUCUAUAACUACAGAGAUGUAGGUGUUCGUACUCGUGCUGUGUUUCUCGAUGCGUUCGCCUGUUGCAGUGUGAACUUGAAAUGCUUAAUGGAUGAUAAAGAAAUGUCGACGCAAAUUCAUAAUUGUCAAGUUUAUUUAUUUUUAGGGCUGAAAACCAGACGACAUAAUGCUUGAAGUAGCUUCACGAGCGGUCUGUGCAGUUCCAGGUGUCAGCGUUUAAAAUGUCACACAAAGAAAAUCAAGCAUUAUACUGUAUUUUAUAUAAUAAAUUAUACAAUUUAGUUUGGUUUUUUAAUUCAUAAAGUUGCAUUUAACAGCCAACCUUUUUACAGCCGAAGUGGAACAUUAAUUGAAAUGUAAAUAGACACGAGCUACUCCACUAUAAUAACAGCCAGGCGUAGUUUUGAUUUCAUCCCAAUUAAUUGUUUUGAUCAUUUUAAUUUCUAUCUUCUUUUCUUUCUCUCUUCAUCCAAGAAUAUGUCUGUAUUACAUAUUUUUGUUUCAUUUAACGACCUUUUGUGGAUCUCACAAAUGGUCUAAUCAUUCAAUUUUUUUUUUUAUUGCCAAUUUAAAAUAAUUUCUCCACAGCAGACAUUUAGUCUUUCAAACCCAGUCUUAGGAAUACUGCAGCACUGCUAAUGCAACUUUAAUAACGGUCACAGCAUAAAUUGUUGAGUCAACAUUAACGGCCUUGGUUGUGUUUAAGAGAUUUUAAUUUGAUUUACUGCUUCCUUGUGCAUCAGCGUAUCUGAUCUCUGACGAAACACCCGGUGAGCUUCACCGGUUGGUUGGUUGAAUGAACACAAAGGAUGUUUUUCUUCCUCAUUCUUUAUUGUAUUAACAGCGGUCACAGAAACAAUAGUAACCAGAGCGUUCGUCCUUCCUCUUCCUAAACGGAUGGAGAAAAAAAAAAAAUGGCUGACAAAAGGCUUCUGUUUAUGAAAAGGCAACACGAGGAGCUCAGGUUUCAUUCCCGUCUUCAGCUGUGUGGGAAAUCAUUUGCCUGAAUUAAAAGUCGAGCUUGAUUCUAGUAAAGAUCGCGCAGAAGAGUUUCUGGAGGCUGGACGGCAUAACAGACAUUUUGUGACCGUGUAUUAUGUCGAGACGCUUUUUAAUUAUUUCAUUACUUUUUAUUGACACUCAAUAAAUGAUUUUGUUAUAGAUUUUCUUACAUCCCUCUAACCCUUAAAUUAUGUAUUUAAUUGUGUUUUUUUUUUGUGACGGGUCAAUCAAUAUGAAAAGAAGCAGAAUAAUCAGAGUGCAGCAUUUUGAGACCAUAAGUGAUUGUUUUUUGUCAUUUCUUUUGGGUUUCUUUUUAAAUUAAAUGUGUUUUUUUCUGCUUGCAGGUUAUCUCUAGCCAAACACUAACCAUUAAGUUGAACAAAAAGGAUCUUCUGUAUUAUUGGGGUGUAUUUUUCCACAGUAUGAAUCCCAGGUCUCCUGACCGUGGAAUCAUUUAGUCAUUUCUGUGAUCAAACAAGCAAAAACAAAAGCCCGCCUCUUUCUUUCGUGAGUGUUCAUGUUCUGUUAAAUCUGUCGGUAUCAAAGGUUAAUGGUUCUGUAUAUACUGUAAUUGUCAUCUCUGAUCUCAUUUACGUCCCGUCGUCAAAGGGUGACACUGUAAACAUUGUUGAUGUAUAGAAAUGCAAACCUAUUUUAAUACUCGUAACUCAUGAAGACCUGUUUUGUAUGUACAGUAUAAAUUAAAGCUAUGCUGUAGUGCUGA